Molecule: messenger RNA, 2141 nt
Organism: Electrophorus electricus (electric eel)
Lineage: Eukaryota; Metazoa; Chordata; Actinopteri; Gymnotiformes; Gymnotidae
Gene: odad3
Product: outer dynein arm docking complex subunit 3
Biological process (GO): cilium movement; outer dynein arm assembly
Cellular component (GO): cilium; ciliary rootlet; ciliary tip
Source: RefSeq, a predicted model, not a curated record
AGGGGGCGGUGCUGGGCUGUCAUUAGGACAUGCACCCUCCUCUGAGGAAGAACGUGUUGCCGUAGCUAAGCAACGUGGAAAAAGUCAGCCAAACAAUCGCCUCUCAGAGACGUGAGCAAAAGUCAUCGGAUGUUAUAAUAAGCGGAUGUCACAAUGCCUGGCACUUUUAGCUCAGGUAGUAUAAAACCUCCAAUUCAUAAUCAAAUUGUCGAGCUGCAGCGAAAAAUUCAACUACUUGAGGGAGACAGAAGUGCGUACUAUGAGAGCUCUCAAACUACAAUCAAGAAGAACAAAAGCACAAUCCUACAACUAAGGCUGGAAAACAAGCUUCUGCACAAGAAACUGGCAGAGGCGCUGGCUGGAGAUGAGCAGGUGAUCAGGGAGGCGUUUCAAAACCACGGCUCAGAGAAGGCAGCACUCCGGAACAUGUCUGCGAAGGCAGCAGUGCAGGUGUUGGAUCAAAAGGUGUGUGAUAAGAUGAAGAAGUUGAAUGCACAGAAAUACAUCACGCAAACAUACCGUCGGCAGCUAGAUGAACUGCAUGUCCAGUUUGAGAGAGCAAGAAAAGAGAGGCGGGGGCCUCCAUCUACAGAAGACACAACGAAAGAAGGGGACUCCGCUGAUGUGCUUCCCCAAAAGCAGAACCUACGUGUAUUGGAGAACCGAUUGGAGAAAGCACAACUAAAAUGUAAAGAGGCUGAACACAUCAUGCGGAGCUACCUGAAACUAAAGCAGCACCUGCAGGAGGAGAGCCUGUCCUUCCAGUCCCAACUGGACCAGUUGGAGGGGGAGAUCCUCCGUCAGAAACAGGAUCUCCGAGAGCUGCAGGUCAUGAACAACGAUGCCCACCUGGCCAAGGACGCAGCAAAGGCAGAGCUACAGCGGCAGGAGGAGCUGGUGUAUGGCGAACGGAGGAAAAGGGAGGUCAUUCUAAGUCAGUAUAAGAAGCAGGUGGAGGAGCGGCGAGCACAGGCUGAGAGAGGAGAGCGCCGUGCCCAGCGGGCUGCAGUGCACCUGGAUGAGCUGAGCAGUGAGGCCCAGCACAGCGUUACGGGAGGAGGGGAGGAGGACAGAGCCAUGUCCAGCUUUGAGGAGGCUUUCCACCGCAUCAGAGAGGCUACCGGAGUCACCGGUACACAGGAGGUAGUGGAUAGGUUCAUAUCUCAGCAGGACACUCAAAAGCAUUUGCAUGAGAUGAAGCUUCAGAAUGAGACUAUACUGCAACAGCUGAAGGAGGAGAGAGAUUCCCUGCACACACAGUUCCAGGAGCUGAAAUACUCAGGAGAGAGCAAACUAACCAGUGGCCGGCAAAUGUUGGAGGAUUGUAAGCAACAUCUGCAAAGGGAGCAGCAGAGACGAGAUGGAGCUAAAGAGACGCUGGACAGACUCACACACCUACUGAACACAGUCAAUGCUGGAGUGGAGCAUCUCACAGACAAGUUACAGCACAUCCCACUGCCGAAGGAUGGCACUGUGGAGCAGGCGGUGGUGGACCCGGCAGAGAGGAUUCUAGACCUGCUGCGGCAGGCUGAGUGGAAACUGCAGCAGGUGCAGGAGGAGCUGCAGGACCAAGACCUGCCAACUCUCCUCAAGGACAUGGAGGAUGAGGAGUUCCAGGCCAGCAUUGAGGGGAAGCUUCCACAGUAUAACACCCGCAUCACACUGCCUGAAACCCAGAGACUCGACCCCUAUGACGAAGAUGAAGACAGUGGAGAUGAUGAGGGUGACAUUAUCACACGAGCCUCCCUUAAACGUCAAUCACAGCUAAUUAUCGACUCUAAGACCAAGAGGAAGACUCGCAUGAAGAAAAGGAAGGGGAAGCUGUGAUGGGGGCUGCAGACACCUUCCACUGCUACCUCGCACCUCACCUCCACCUGCAGGGAAGGAGCAGAAAAUAAUACCUCAGAAAACAAAGUAGCUUUCCCAUAAUCCCCCUGCAGACACAAUGAUGGUAUACAUAGUACAAAAUCCCUUUAUAGUUUGACUCUUAUCUGUCAUAUAGGCAUAGUAACAGGUAGUUAGAUUUUGACCAGGUUUUAUUUAAUCAAAUCAACUUUUUGUCCCCUGUUAAGCAUUGGGUUUAAAAAUAUUCCAAAGACACAUGCAUGUACAUGAUAAAUUCUAAAAUAAAUCUUACCUGU